AAAACACCAAUCCCAAAGGGUAAAAGGGCCCAAAACGCCCCCGGCCCUCUCCUCCACCGGGGGCCGAUUCAGAGUUACGACAUCGUCCCGUCGUGAUUCUCGUCUUCUUCGUUCACUGUUCUCCUGUAUCCGGCAGAUCUUGGCGCUCUCUGCCUGGUUAACGGAAAAAAGCAGUUUCCGUCCUCUCGUCCGUUUCUUCUUCCAUGUCAGUAGAAAUUACACCUACUCUACCUAGCACACUACGUUGCGCGACACUUACUUGCCCUGGAGCGCUCCUUGCUUGAAACCCUCGACACCUUACGGCAGGCCACUCGCCUCUCCGCUUUCCGAUUCCAAGCAGGGCACCAAGGACAUCGACACUAGCCGCUCGCUGCCUUUCAGCAGCCCGUGACACAACAACACACUCGACUUUUUAUUUGACUCGCCCCUUGCUUCUUCUCCUGGCUACGACGACCAGCGCAUCACCACAGACUCGUCUUUGUAGUUGCAUGUGCCUUCGCCAACGGACGGGUUACAAUCGCGAAACAAACCAUUUUGUUACGAGUAUCCCUUCCAGUUUCCCCCGAGGUCUGCCCAAAGGCUCAGGAGGGAUUCACGAACAGGCAGGCUGCGACAACCAGACGCAAAAAAAGAUUCAGGCUUUUUUCCCCUUUGCGCUCCAGCUGCCCAAGGCAACACGCCUGCCACCUCUUUCCGGUACUUGAUUAGCUUCCGCACCAGUUCAACAAGGCAACGCCUGCCACGCCUACCACUCGCGCCCACAUCGACAGGCACAAUUCAACAGCGGACGGGAGCAAUAAGGCCGUCCUCCACUCCCAUCGGGAAGAACCCUCAGCUUGGCCACCAUCUCCCGGUAUCCAUAUCUGCAUUGAAUCAUCCUGCUCCUCCUUCUUAGUCCCCUUCCUUCCAAAACUGAAAACAUCCCGGCCCGGGCCACCACAAUCCAUCCCCAUCUAAAGGGCCUUGCCCCAACCCAUUCGACCCCAUUGUCCGAUUUCCUCCUUCAUUCCCCUCCCACCGGCCUUCCAUCACGUCAGUCCGUCUCCCGUCGCGCGCGCAAGGACCCCGACCGCAACUGCUGGUACAGACACAACCCACCCGGUCGCCGGCAACCCUUCUCUGCACGCAGAAGGAAUCGCGAUCGAUCAGCCCUAAAAGCACAAAACGAUGUCGACGCCCAUAACCGCCACAGCAACGCUGCCUCGCGCCUAUUCGGACCGGUACCAUUCGCAGUUUGCAUACCAGCAUCAUCAUCAGCCUUAUCCCGUCCAGGCCAACGCCUCCUCGUUUUAUUCCCAGAAUACUUCCAAUCUCCCCAGCAUUCUGUCGCCCACAGGAACACGACAACCAUUUCCAGACCCUCCUUCGGCCCAGUACUCGCUCGUCGACCACCAAUCACCAGUCAACGCGCCGCCACCUCUAAUCGCCUCCUCGGUCGUCCUCAAGCCCAUCACCCGAACGUUACCACCCCCUCACCAGUGCCCGUCUCAACAACUACCUCCCCAGCGGUUGACCCUUCAACCCGGGAUCGAUCAUACAGCCAUGGCGACAGGCCUCAACCCUGAGGGGUCCGAGCCCGCCUCACAGCAAACUCGUAAGAGGAGACGCGGAGAGACCAACUGGGCCGAGUUCUACCAAAAUGGCUUGCCUAAGGAAGUCAUCGUGAUUGACGACACUCCCGAGCCCGAGGGUACGGCCACCAGGAGCGUAGCCUCUCAAACACUGUCCAAUGCCCACAUCGUCACCAACCCGUCAGCUCCAACUCAGCCAACAGCUAAGAGGCGCAGGCCGAAUGGCCACUACGACCCUGUCCACCACGACAACUAUGUUCCUGCCCAGAACCAAACACAGCGGUCGCUGCCGUCUGCUUCCCAUUCCCUCAACUCACCCGCGUCUACUAGCAACAGCGCAAACUCGGCCCAGCACACCACGACGGCGACUUCGCUCGGCUCCCUCUCGUCGCAUAGUUACAACGAUGACUACGCCCAACCAGGCACAAAGCGGAGGAAACUCACCCGACAACAGGCCAAUGAGGCCAAGCGUCGAGAAACCGCUCAUGCCGAUACCUUUGCGGUGUAUAAACCACCUCCUUAUCCUCCUAAGAAGGCUGGCGAGGUACAUGUCAAGGUCAUUCAGGACACUUCGCCGAAUCAAAACGCCAGAGUUGAUGAUGAUGAUGGUCACAUGAUUGUGAUUCCCGGAAAUGAUCUUACGGAGAGAUACGAGAUACUUAAAUUGCUUGGCCAAGGCACUUUUGGUAAAGUCGUGCAGGCCAAAGACAAGAAGCGCAACAAGCUUGUCGCGAUCAAGAUCAUUCGGUCUGUGCAGAAGUACAGGGACGCCAGUAAAAUAGAACUUCGUGUACUGGCAACUUUGAAGGCGAACGACGAGGAGAAUAGGAACCGUUGCAUCCAUCUCCGGGAUUGCUUCGAUUUCCGUGGCCACAUCUGCAUCGUCAUGGAUUUGCUUGGGCAGAGCGUGUUUGACUUCCUGAAGGACAACAAUUUCGUGCCCUUUCCCAACAGUCAGAUCCUGGCCUUUGCUCGUCAGUUGUUCACUAGCGUGGCUUUCUUGCACGACCUCAACCUGAUUCAUACCGACCUCAAACCCGAGAACAUCUUGCUCUGCAAUCAAGAGUAUCAGACGUUUACAUACUCCCGCACCAUUCCGUCAUCUUCCACGCUCACCAAUCGCAGAGCCGUGCAUAGAAAGGUUCUUCUAGACACAGAGAUCAGGCUCAUCGAUUUUGGGUCCGCCACCUUUCAAGAUGAAUAUCAUUCAUCUGUCGUAAGCACGCGACAUUAUCGUGCGCCCGAAAUCAUACUUGGACUGGGGUGGUCCUUUCCCUGCGACAUCUGGAGCAUUGGCUGCAUCCUGGUCGAGUUUUACACAGGUGACGCUUUGUUCCAGACGCACGAUAACCUGGAGCAUCUCGCAAUGAUGGAGGCUGUAGUCAACCAUAAAAUUGACCCUUCGCUUGUCCAACAAGUCAACAGGAUGACCAGGAAUGGUGGAAACCCGGCCGCGAAGUUUUUCAAGCGCUCGAAACUGGACUACCCUGCUCCCGAUACCACCCGUGCAUCCAAGAGAUUCGUAAAGGGCAUGAAACCUCUCGAUGAGAUUAUCCCUGCUAGAAAUAGUCGCUUUCUUGCUCUGUUCCUGGAUCUUCUAAAGAAGAUCUUUAUGUAUGAUCCCAAUAAGCGUAUCACCGCCAGGCAAGCCCUUGAGCACGAAUGGUUCAGAGAGCACCUCCCGCCAGACGACGGUACCGAAGCCACCCGAAUCAGGCUCGAAAAGGAAGCAGAAAGACAACGCCGGGAGGUGGAAGCGCGAAGAACUAUGCUACCGGCCAUGCACGCAGCAUGACGCUGGAGUCCUCCUCGACUUAUCGACGAGGGGCAAGCGUGAGUUCUUGCGGGAAUUUCAGAAUUCCAAGCCUGAGGCGGCGCUCGAGAGGAAAUACUUUGGGAUUCGAGAGGUCGGUGGCGAUACGGAGCAGAGCGGUGGCCGAUGCAUUUCUCCCGGUCUCAGCCUCCCAAAAAGUGACACUGGGUCGAAGAGACAUGUACAGUGUCACCUAAAUUCCAAGCGCGAGGAGAGUGGGUGAAGUCGUGCCCCCGGCUCGAUCUCCCCUGACGCGGCCGGCUCAACAGCAAAGCCAUGCUGCGCAGACAUCCCGACCUCGGAAGACCUCGCCAGGGAGUAUUGCGAGAGGCAGAGCAAGACUAGAAAUGUCCCAACUGGGUCAUUAUGUUCAUCUUGGAACGAAUGUGUCAAGUCGAUGACCUGCCACCCCGCUGGCUUCUGGCCCUCUCUUGAAGCAUGAAGCGAAACUGCAAAUUGCACCAAGCGUUGUCCCAUUUUGUCGUGGAUGGCACCAUUCCAAAGUUGUCGUUGGGCUACCAAGACAUUGCUGUCCUCCAGAAUUAUUUUUUAAAAAAAAUUCACCACUCUCACUACCACCAAUCCGCUGCUUAUGGACGAGGCACAGUCACAGUCAAUUUGCAGCCUUAUAUGGAUUAGAUUUCUUUUCAUUAUCAUGACAUUGAUGAGCGAAUUCCGGAAGGGAGGAUAGUUGAAAGGAUGGUUAAGGGUUUUGACUCGUUGGCUUAUGGACCUAGCUUUUCCGUCCGGAUUUCUUUGUGUUCCGAUUCCCAGUUAUACUUCCGUUAAUGGUCAAGGGCCAUCUUCCAUCUGGUGUUACUCGAAGGUUAGGUGUCCGACGUGAGUGAGGCAGAUUGCGGUAAGAUUGGGUUGUACUCUGGUCGAGACUAACCGCGCACGUCCUUGUGAGCCGACGAUUAUGCUUCGUUCUACCAAAUUACCGGCAAACCAUUUUGCAGGCGGGAACGAUUCUUUGGUUUUUCUGCACACACCAAAUCUGGUUCAAAAGGUAUGAGAUGGAAUUCAGGCACACGCUGGAGUUUAUUAUAAAAGGAUGGGAAUAUGGAGGAACAUGACCGGUUCUUUCAACAUAUCAGUGAAGUAAGUUCCUUUACCGUUGGGUUCGUGGGGAAGGAUAUCUGUAAAACUUGGACACGACAGGCAAAGCGAAAAAGUGCACGACGAUUGGGAAAGCUACGGGGAGAAAGCGUGCCGGUGUAUCGGACAAGUGUGGGGAUGAGGUAUUGGGGUUUGAUGCAUUCUCCAUGAGGGAGAAGACAUUAAAUUUAACCAUAAAGAGUUGAUCCAGUUGAAGAUUCACGACUCGACAAAGACCGCCCUGGCAAUUCCACCCAUCUAUGCAACUGGAGAGUAAAAAAAAGGGGGUAUGCAUU
Messenger RNA from Neurospora crassa OR74A, 4778 nucleotides. RefSeq names its product protein kinase lkh1 (gene prk-4). Gene Ontology annotation, cellular component: nucleus. Bases 1168 to 3366 code for a protein of 732 amino acids. Gene Ontology annotation, biological process: protein phosphorylation. Lineage: Eukaryota; Fungi; Ascomycota; Sordariomycetes; Sordariales; Sordariaceae. Gene Ontology annotation, molecular function: protein kinase activity; ATP binding. The transcript has 6 exons. The record is from RefSeq and is a predicted model, not a curated record.